Messenger RNA from Suillus subalutaceus, 438 nucleotides. RefSeq lists its product as uncharacterized. The coding region runs from base 1 to 438 and encodes 145 amino acids. NCBI's taxonomy places the organism in Eukaryota, Fungi, Basidiomycota, Agaricomycetes, Boletales, Suillaceae. The transcript is spliced from 2 exons. The record is from RefSeq and is a predicted model, not a curated record.
AUGGCACACAUUGCAUCAGACCCAACUUUUGACAUUGAGCCAGACUUCACUUUUGUCCCAUUCGAAGGCAUAAGGAACUGCAUCAUCGGAAACACACAGUUAACCCACGCUGAAGCAGCCAAUGAGCUUGCUACUGGUUGGCAACAAGACCGUGACAUCUGCGUAGUUGAAUGGCUUGUACUCAAGCAAGAGGCUGAGAAUAAACGUCAGGAAACCGAGAAGAAGAAACCAAAAAUCAACGAUUUUGCCACAGGAAUGUCGGUGGGCGACACCCUUACCCACUGCCCUUCCCAGUAUGCUAUCCACAAACUCAAAUCUUUCGAGUACAUAGAACUCUGGUACUUCAGCCCGGACGGCUGCAAAGAAGCCGCUGACGAGGCAAAUCGUCGGCCGACAGAACCUUUGGUUUCACGAAGGUUGACGACUUCAUUGCCCUAA